GCCAAGGUUCUGUCACAGAUUUGAGACUCUAACACACCACUGAGGACUAGUGGAGGCCACUAUGACACCUGCUAUGGAAUGAUCCAGAAAGAUCUAGCCAGCAAAACCUAAUUCCCACCAAGAGAUCCCGAGAAAGAUGAGGUGAGGUGGUGACAAAAGAAUCCUGAUUGUUUUUAAUCUUUAUGAGACGGAAGGAAUUUAAAAGACCUCCUGCUAAGAAUGCUGGGGUUAGAGAGCAGGCUAAGGUCCUUCUCCAAUCCAAACUCAGCCUCAGUACGUGGCGAGUCAGCCACGGCGCUAUGAGCAGGGUGGCCUCAAGACAUCGACGCUCCAUGCAGACGUUCUCCUUCACUCUCUGGAUCCUAAAUGCUUUGAUUCUCAGUCAUGGGAGUGACUUCCGAGCAGAUGAACGCAAAGGUUUGCAGCUUCCAGAGACCCAGAGCAGCAGCAGGCAAAGGUGGCUGGAGGGGGUGUCAACCGUGGAUGAGCUGCUGGAGCUGCUGUACCCUGAAUACACCCUGGCGCAGCGCUGCCUCAAGAGGAUGGUGCAGGGAAUGCCCGCUCUCCCACUGUACGAGGAGGAGACCGGCAGGUUUCCCCGUGAGGCAUCCGAGCCUCAUGCUGUCGAAGCCAUCAAGGCGAUCGUGAAGGAGAUCGAGCUGACGGCCUGCCAGCCACGUGAGGUGUGCGUGGAGGUGGCAAAGGAGUAUGCGGAGAGCACCAGUAACUUCUUCGUGCCACGCUGUGUCUCCGUACAUCGCUGCGGGGGCUGCUGUUACAAUGAGGGCCAGGAGUGCAUCAACAGCAGCUACACCCUAGUGGAGAAGACAGUGUUGGAGUUGGUCCCGGUGCAGAACGACAAAUCAAUCAUCAAAACGACAUUCGUCAACCACACGUCUUGCGAGUGUCAGCCAAAGAGCCCGUUACACACCAUCAGCAGAAGGGCCACGGCCAACAACCUGCUGUCCCGAUGUUCCCCUCCAGAUGUUCCCUGCAGUCUUGGACUGGUGUGGAACCCCACUGAGUGCAAAUGCAUGCACUUGAGUCCCCUCUCUGCCAGGGAGAUGGCACCCCUGGACACAGCCCUGCUGACCCUCUGCGGCCCAAACCGGACUCUGAACAGACAGUGCGAGUGCGAGUGCCGGAACGGGUUGACGCAGGCCAGCUGCGGACCACGUCGCAUGCUUGACGAGGAAUCCUGCAAGUGUGCCUGCAGGGCACCUCCCCCGACUGAGCCAUGUCCCCCAAACCAGCACUGGAACCGGGAGACGUGCAGCUGCGUCUGUCAGGCUAACUGCACCUUUGGCUACUCACCCGUCCCAGAAAAGUGCCACUGCAAGUGUAGGAACAGCCCACGCAUCUGCCGCUUGAUGGGAAUGACCUUCAGACCAGAAAACUGCAGCUGUCAACAACGGCAAAAGAAAACGUCAUACCGUGAAGAUGGAAAGCAGAAGUUUAGCAUGUCUUCCCUGGGCAAACAUAAACUCAAUGGACCAGUGUAAUGGAGUUAAAAAAAACCUGUAAAAAAAAUGCAAUACAAACAGACAAGCUGACCAGCACCUGCCUUCCAAGCAGGCGUGCUACCUUUGGAGAACACAUCCAGAUAAUAUUACAAAGCCGGAGGGCUUAAUGACUGCUACUAUCAUGUUUAAUAUGGUUCAAAUGAAUAAUUACAGAUUUGUCAGAGUUUCAUUUACUUAAAGUUUUAACUUUUAGUGAAACAGCAAUGCGACUAUUCCGUGAAAUUAUUUUACAUGGAUAUUUGUAUGUUUUUUACUACUUGAAGACUGAAAGGUAUUGUUAAAAAAAACUUUAACUUGUACCUAAUAACAUUAUGUUUUAGUUUUAAUGGUAAAAGUUGAAAUUAAUAUUUAUUUAUGUUUCUAUGGCUAGUUUUCUACCCAGUACAUAAACACGUAGCUGCAAAAAUCUAAGGUCAAUAAAAACAGAAAAUAAAAAAAACAAAGGAUUGUGGAUAUUAAACUAUACCUCUCGGUGCUGAAA
Molecule: messenger RNA, 2004 nt
Organism: Brienomyrus brachyistius
Lineage: Eukaryota; Metazoa; Chordata; Actinopteri; Osteoglossiformes; Mormyridae
Product: vascular endothelial growth factor C-like
Exons: 7
Coding region: 183-1502 (439 amino acids)
Biological process (GO): induction of positive chemotaxis; vascular endothelial growth factor receptor signaling pathway; positive regulation of angiogenesis
Cellular component (GO): membrane
Molecular function (GO): vascular endothelial growth factor receptor 3 binding; chemoattractant activity; growth factor activity
Source: RefSeq, a predicted model, not a curated record